AUGCAGAAGGUAGUGAUUGUGGGCGCAGGCCCUGUUGGCUCGCUGGCUGCUCUUUACGCUGCUAUGCGAGGUGAUAGCGUUGAGCUCUACGAACUCAGAGGAGAUCCGCGGGAUGCUUCGACCAUCCCGUUAAAUUUCACAAAGUCUAUCAAUCUUGCUAUUUCUGAACGUGGCUUGACCGCGAUGAGAUCCGCCAACCGCCCAGGGUUCAUUGAUAAUGUCUUGAGUGAAGCAAUUCCAAUGACUGGCCGCAUGAUCCACGGACGUAGUCCCACGGGAGCCCUAUGGGAGGCUUCCCAGGAUUAUGACGUGCAUGGGAGGUACAUUAAUUCAACUGACCGCGGGAAACUCAACACAUCCCUACUUAAUGAGCUGGAGAAGGAACCAAACGUCAAGCUAUUUUUUAACCAUAAGCUUACGGGUGCCGAUUUCAAGAACAAAAAGGCCUGGUUUGAACAAAAGAACCCCAGUGACAGCCCUGGCUUUAGGUCCACCUCUGGUGAUGAUAGCAAAUCCAUCAACGUUACCCGUUCUCCAGAGCUAGAGGUAUCAUUCGACUUUCUAAUAGGGGCUGAUGGUGCCCACUCGGCUACGAGGUACCACCUCAUGAAAUAUGCCCGUAUGGACUACCAGCAAGAAUAUAUUGACUGUCUAUGGUGUGAAUUCUGCAUUGGGCCCUCCAAGGAUAACGAAUUUAAGAUUUCUCCAAACCAUCUGCACAUCUGGCCCGGAGGCGACUUUAUGUUCAUUGCGCUCCCAUCCCUUAAUAAGACCUUUGUUUGCACGCUUUUCGCCCCCUCUGAGCAUUAUGCAGCUCUGGAAAGCGAUCCCAAUAUCCUACUUGAGUUCUUUCAGACUCAUUUCCCCGGUGUCUCUCCCGAGUUGAUUCCGCCAGAGGACCUUAUCGAACAGUUCAACACCAACCCUCACCUCCCCUUAAUCAGCCUCAAAUCUUCUCCCCAUCAUUUUGGUUCCAGCGCUGUUAUAGCUGGUGAUGCUGCUCAUGCCGUUGUUCCGUUCUAUGGUCAGGGGCUUAACGCGGGCCUUGAGGACGUUAGGGUUCUUUUUGAAAUCCUGGACAAUCACGGAGUGUAUUCUGAGUCCAAUAAGGGUGAUCCACAACGAAUAGAGAGCCUUCGUGCAGCUGCCCUGGAUGCAUAUACCCGCCAGCGAGUUCCAGAUACCCAUGCCAUCAAUCGCCUCUCUAGAAACAAUUUCAUCGAAAUGAGGGCAGGUGUGAAGUCACCGCUAUACCGGAUGCGGAAAGCCCUUGAAGAGGCUCUCUAUAAGUAUUUCCCUGGACUUGGUUGGUCUACCCAAUACGCUCGUGUUAGUUUCAGCAACGCGCGCUAUUCAGAAGUGGAGAAGGCUACGAAAAGGCAAACAAAAGUACUCACGAGGGCAGUAUUAACCACCUUUGUCUCCUCUAUUGGCCUCGCUACGAUUGGGUUAUGGAAGUGGCGAUGGUCUAGAGACAUUAUUAUCGAAAUGAUGCAUACAGCAACUCGAAUUGCCAGAGGAACAGAACAUGUAUGA
This is a messenger RNA of Microsporum canis CBS 113480, 1536 nucleotides long. RefSeq names its product kynurenine 3-monooxygenase. The transcript is spliced from 3 exons. Gene Ontology annotation, biological process: quinolinate biosynthetic process; L-tryptophan catabolic process; NAD+ metabolic process. Gene Ontology annotation, molecular function: FAD binding; NAD(P)H oxidase H2O2-forming activity; kynurenine 3-monooxygenase activity. Gene Ontology annotation, cellular component: mitochondrial outer membrane. The record is from RefSeq and is a predicted model, not a curated record. Bases 1 to 1536 code for a protein of 511 amino acids. Lineage: Eukaryota; Fungi; Ascomycota; Eurotiomycetes; Onygenales; Arthrodermataceae.